AUGGCUCACGAAGUCGGCGCAUCCACUUCUUACCUUGAUCCGAAACUUGCUAAGCAAUAUUUGUCCGAAUACAAAACUUCCGAUGGCCUGUCGGCCGAGGAACUUAUGGACUUGCGUGUCAACGGUGGUCUAACUUAUAACGACUUUCUCAUUCUACCAGGACAUAUUGAUUUUUCUGCUUCCGAAGUAUGCUGCGAGUCCAGAAUCACGAGGAACAUUGUGCUGAAGACUCCCUUCAUGAGUUCACCUAUGGACACGGUGACCGAGACUGAUAUGGCUAUAAACAUGGCUUUGUUGGGUGGAGUAGGGGUAAUUCAUCACAAUUGUUCUGCCGACGAGCAAGCCGAAAUGGUCCGAAAAGUGAAAAAAUUUGAAAACGGGUUCAUUCCCGAUCCUGUAUGCUUAACUCCUACCCAUACCGUAGCUGAUGUGCACCGGAUCAAGGCCCAAUUUGGUUACAGUGGUAUACCAAUUACAGCAAAUGGGAAGUUGUAUAGUUUGCUUCUGGGUAUCGUCACUGCUCGCGACAUUCAAUUCCAUGAAGAUCACACAACGUUGCUUAGAGAUGUCAUGACCACCGACUUGGUUGUUGCGCACGAGGGUGUGACGCUCGAAGAGGCUAAUCAAAUACUUCGGUCUAGCAAACGUGGAAAAUUACCGAUCGUUAAUUCUCGUGGUGAAUUGGUUUCUUUGCUGGCCAGAUCAGAUUUGCUAAAGAAUCUUAAUUUCCCGUUGGCCUCCAAAUCUCUUCAUUCAAAUCAACUGCUUUGUGCUGCGGCCAUCGGGACUCAUUCCGAUGAUAGGGUUAGGCUUCAGAAGUUGGUUGAUGCCGGAUUGGAUAUAGUGGUGUUGGAUUCCAGUCAGGGCGAUUCGAUAUAUCAAAUUGAGAUGAUAAAGUAUAUUAAAAAAAAUUAUGGUGAUAGGCUCGAUAUCAUUGCCGGAAACGUUGUCACAAGAGAGCAGGCCGCUUCUUUAAUAGAAGCGGGUGCCGACGCACUGCGUGUUGGUAUGGGAAGCGGGAGCAUAUGUAUCACUCAAGAAGUUAUGGCGGUAGGUCGCCCGCAGGGCACUGCCGUAUAUAAGGUUUCCGAGUUCGCUCAAAAGUUUAAUAUUCCUGUCAUUGCCGACGGUGGUAUUCAGAAUGUUGGUCACAUCACGAAAGCGUUGGCUCUUGGCGCAUCCGCUGUGAUGAUGGGCGGACUGUUGGCUGGUACUGCCGAAUCACCUGGAGAUUAUUUCUAUCAUGAUGGUCAGAGAUUAAAAAGGUACCGCGGAAUGGGUUCGAUAGAUGCGAUGGAACGUAUUUGUAACGUCCGUGAUGCACCAGAUAAUGCCGGUAUAAAAAGAUAUUUCUCUGAAAGUGAUGCCAUUAAAGUCGCUCAGGGUGUUGCCGGGGCGGUCAUUGACAAAGGUAGUAUUCGAAAAUUCGUACCAUAUCUAAUCUCCGGAUUACAACAUGGAAUGCAAGACAUUGGGAUCAAGAAUUUGACUCAGUUAAAAGAAAAUGUGAAAUCCGGUAAAGUUAGAUUUGAACUAAGAACAGCCGCUGCCCAGGUGGAGGGUGGCGUACAUGGAUUGUAUUCGUGA
This is a messenger RNA of Acaulospora morrowiae, 1587 nucleotides long. Lineage: Eukaryota; Fungi; Glomeromycota; Glomeromycetes; Diversisporales; Acaulosporaceae. The record is from the annotation of a GenBank genome assembly.